Pecten maximus is the source of this 2203-nucleotide messenger RNA. RefSeq lists its product as uncharacterized. Bases 1 to 1707 code for a protein of 568 amino acids. The record is from RefSeq and is a predicted model, not a curated record. The transcript has a single exon. NCBI's taxonomy places the organism in Eukaryota, Metazoa, Mollusca, Bivalvia, Pectinida, Pectinidae. Gene Ontology annotation, molecular function: zinc ion binding.
AUGUCUUACGACGAAGAGAACGUUGCUUCCUUCUGGUGUAAAGCAUGCUCGGAAGCCUUGUGUCAGCCAUGUCGCGUUGCACACCGACGAAGCAAAUUACUUUCAACGCACAAAGUUAUUGCCAUAGACGAUGUUUCUAAGACAGAUAUACGCAUGCCUGUAUCCAUUGACAACACGUGUCCUCGUCAUACGUGGAAGACGAUCGAAGUAUACUGCCACGACCACAACGCCUUAUGCUGUGUUCUGUGCGUGACACUGUCGCAUAGAAGGUGUACGCAUGUCAGUAGCCUUGAAGAUACUACAAAGAUGUUGUCACUUGAUGUCAUCGAAUGUGAGUUAGGCAAGAUGAACGACGAGUCAAAAACAAUUGUUGAAGAGGACGAAAACAAAUUGACCACUCUCGAAUACAAUUACCAGAACAUGACCAGUAAUGUGGCCAUGAUGAUCAAGAAAGCGAAAGAUAAGCUGGAUGAUCUUCACAAACGUUUUCAAAUCGGGUUAGAUGUAACAUACCGACGUCAUCGAGAAAGUCUACAUGAACGCUUACGCAACAAUAGGAUAUUUCAAGCAAACAUUGAAAACACCAACCAACUGAUGAGGGUGGUAAAAGGAAAAAGUCCUGUCGUUGAUACAUUUAUUGUAACGGAACAAUCCAAGACACAACUUCUGAGACACGUACGGCGUUUACAGCAGAAGACUGGAGACAAACACAACACAUUUGAAUUGAAGAUUAGAUAUGACGACGUAUUAGAGAAUGUCAUCAGCGUGAUGACAUCUGUGGGAAGAUUAGAAGUCUCCUCUUCAUUGUCAUCUUCCUCACAUGACUCCUUCACAUCUAUCAGACAAAUCAUUGACAUACUCCAGGCCACAUCAUCUGUGACAUCGUUUUCCGAAUCAACGUCCUCCUCGGACAUGCUGAGUGAUGUAGGACACGUGGCAGUUCCAUCUUCGUCAAUAGCGCUUCGUAUUGACGUAUGGACUGGGUCUUUAUCUCUGGUCAAGUCUGUACAUAAAGAUUCCAUCGAUGGGUUAGGGAUUCAGUGGCUAACAGGAGGAGUAUUUAUUGAAGGGGAAGGUCUACUUGCUAUAGACGAUUACAGAAUGUUACUGUUUGAUGAUAGCUAUGAUUAUAUCAGGCAUUAUGAUAUGGAUAACUGUCCUAUUGAUAUCACACGCGGAUUUGAGCCGAACGAGUUACUAAUGACCCAGACAAAUGAGUCAGUCAUUAGGUGUACAUUUCGGGAUGGUGUCCUAACCACUGUCGACAGGAUAAGGAGAACUCAACAAUGUUGGGGUAUAGAUACUCUGGCAGAUAACGUGCUGACCGGGACUAAUUAUUCUGUCGAGAUUUCAACAUCUGACUUUAAACAGGUCGCCUCUAUACCUAAACGAGGUAACAAUACCUUCGUCGCCGCAUCACCCCGGGGACUCCUUUACCACAGAGAUGAAGACGUCAUCGUGUGUCGGUCACGUGAUGGGAAGGAAGUGUUCCGGCAUGUGUGUAAAUGUAUCAAAGAGCCACGAGGAAUUGUUGUUUAUCAGGAUGGUAAUGUAUACGUGUGUGGAAUGGAGUCGAGAGACAUACACCUGAUAUCACAUGACGGCUCCAAGGAUCGAAUCCUUCUCCCAAGCACGUAUGGAAUCACUCGACCGUACGCCAUACUUCUCCAUCAUUGUGACGUCAUGGCAGGAAAACGUGGCCUUUGAAGUGUACAAGUUUUGUGAUCAGUGAUUGGUGUAACUGCACUGACUAUCGAAAUGAUUUAUAUGAUUUCUCCAAUAGUUGUUUUACGCAAAAUAAAUACAAUUCAAGUCACUUCAUACUAUUUCAUAUAAGUUACGGGAAUUGCUUUGUGCACUCGUAUUAAUCUUUAAAUCAGAAUCGACCAGUGUGUAAUAACAAGGGGAAAGGAAAAGACUAAUAUUAUAGGUGCGUGAUAGGGUAUCCCACUCAAGGACUCAGUGUUUGAUAUCCGGGGCAAGCUAUGAGCACUACUUCAAACGUCGAUACUAAACUGCAGUCUCAUUGAUGUGAAUAAAUCAAAUGCAUAAAUGUUAUCCUAUACCAGUGAGUAUAGAUAUAUUUACGAUGUCGUGUAAGAGAGAAUAGACAGACGACUGUUUAUCAAAGUUAUUUUCUACUAACAUGUACUUAACUUAUUUGUUACUCGUCAAAUUAUUCCUCCGUUUGGUAACCUGACGA